UUUAAUACUGAGAGAAGACUGGAGGGUCUGCUCAGAGAGAAGACAGCUGAUCUGUUGGUCUCUGUUGUGCACUAGGCAAGGAACUGAGACGACUGCGUGUUCUUCCUUAAUGCUUGUGUUGUGUUGUUGCUAAUCUUUCUUUCCCUAAAGCUGAUGCCUGUGGGAGACAGCUGAGAAGACAGGAUCAUCAGGUUUAAAGGAAAAUAAAUGCCUGCUAAAAUGGCACUGGCCAGUUCAAUUUCUGGCAAAGCAGCACCACCACACUCCAGAAAAGUUUCUACAGCAGGGGUGGAAGUGCACCAGAGCAAGAUGGAUUUUUUCUGCAAGCUGGGCUAUGGUAAGCAGGACAUCUGCAAAGUGCUGGAGAACCUGGGCCAAGAGGCCCUGGAGGAUGAUGUGCUGAAAGAGCUAAUUCGGAUGGGGAGCAAACCUCAGGCUCUGGAGGACCAGUCUCAGCCUUCCCAGCUGAAGUUGGUGGCCCGUGGAUCGUGUGGCGCCACACCGGGGCUGCAGUGGCCUGGAGAAGGUGGAAGUGAUCCUUCCGAUUCCUUGAGACCCAUCGUGAUUGACGGCAGCAAUGUCGCCAUGAGUCAUGGAAACAAGGAGGUGUUCUCCUGCUGGGGGAUCCAGCUGGCGGUGGAUUGGUUUCGAGAGAGGGGGCACACUUACAUCAAGGUUUUUGUCCCCCUCUGGAGAAAGGAACCCCCUCGACAAGAGAGCCCCAUUGCAGAUCAGCACAUUCUUGAGGAGCUUGAAAAGCAAUCUGUCCUGGUCUACACCCCCUCCCGGAAGGUGAAAGGCAAGAGGGUGGUUUGCUACGAUGAUCGCUACAUAGUGAAAGUUGCUUACGAGCACGAUGGAGUCAUUGUUUCCAAUGACCACUACCGGGAUCUCCAAAAUGAAAACCCCGAGUGGAAAUGGUUCAUCGAGCAGAGACUGCUCAUGUACUCCUUUGUCAGUAACAGGUUUAUGCCUCCCGAUGAUCCAUUAGGCCGGCACGGACCCACCUUAAGUAACUUCCUCAGUAAAAAGCCAGUGCUUCCUGAAAAAAAAUGGCAGCCUUGCCCUUAUGGUAAAAAAUGCACCUAUGGCAAUAAAUGCAAGUUUUACCACGCAGAGAGACAACAUCAAGCUCAGCUUUCAGUUGCUGAUGAGCUCAGGGCCAAAACGAAGGCCCCGUUAGCGCCGGGGAAGGAGGAGCAGAGGUGUCAGUGCUCACCUUACGCAGCCAGAGGGGAGCCUGCACCCGGCCAUGCCUGCACGGAAACUCUGCGGGAAGCCCGAGGCCGCUCGGGGCCCUCCUGCUACCCGGGCAGCUCCCGGGAGAGCUGUUCCGAGCAGACAUUCCGAGCCUGGGCCAGCGGGCCUGGCUCUGACCUGCGGCUGGACCGGUGCUUGCCCCAGCCAGACGCGCUCUUGGAGGAGAUGUCAGCGCUGGCCAUCGGUGACCGCACCUGCGGCUGGUCCUUGUGCCCCUCUCAGGACAGGGGGCUCAUGGACAGCCCUCAGCCCUGCGCUGGCCUCAGGCACAGACUGCUCUCACGUCACCCGCCUCAGAGCCUGGACCGCACCAGCUCGCCCAGGUGCCCCUUCCAGCCUGGAGCGCUCCCACCUGGGCAGGGCGGGAUGUGCCCAGAGCAGAGCUGGGCUCAGGAGCGCCGCGGUGAGCAGGGAUCGGGUGCCAGGAGCCACUCCAUCCCUCGGGGUGUUCAGCACAGACACACCCUGCAGACCCAGCAGCCUGCGCUGCUGCAGCCCACAGCUCUGUCCCCUGGCAGCCUUCCCCUGUACGGUGAGCAGCGGCAGCAGCAGCAGCAGCGCUGUUUCCCCAGCCAGCCCUCAGGACAGCCCCUGCAGCUGCAUGCCAGCAAUGGAAGGGGCUCAUUUCAGAAAGCCCCUGCUUACCCCAGUGCCUCUUACACGGACUACUGGCCCAUCCCAGCCGCAAGGCCACCCUCUGCCCGGCAGCUAAACAUUCCCAGGGAGCUGAGCUCCCCUUAUCCUUACAGUGUGAUGAGCCAGGCCACGGCUUUGUACCCCAGCACUCAGGAUAAGGGCACUGGAGCACCUCCCCUAUGAAGACAGGACAGGGAAGUUGGGGCUGCUCAGCCUGGAGAAGAGAAGGUUGCAUGGAAACCUCAGAGAAACCUUCCAGUAUCUGAAGGGGGCCUACAAGGAAGCAGGAGAGACACAGUUAAUCAGGAAUUCCAGUGAUAGGACACGGGAGAAUGGCUUCAAACUGAGAGGGGGUAAGUUUAGAUUAGAUUUUAGGAUGAAAUUCUUAAUUGUGUGGGUGGUGAGGCACUAGAAGAGCUUGCUCAGAGAAGUUGUGGAAGCUCUAUCCCUGAAAGUGUUUAAGGCCAGGAUCAGUGGGGCUCUGAGCAAUCUGGUCUAGUGAAAGGUGUCCCUGUCCAUGGCAGCAGAAGUGUUGGAACCGGAUGAUUUUUUAGGUCCCUUCCAGCUCAAACAAUUCUGUGAUUCUGUGAUGUUGCCUGCUGGACUUCAGUGAUUGAUAGAUAGAAACUUGUGAAACCUCCAGAAACCUCCAGAGCAAACCAUUCCCAAUAAGCACAAGUCCUAGGGCAAGAAGAUGCUAUCCUGAGGCUUAACAAAGUGCUUUUAGAGGGCGUUAGAGCAAGGAUUAGAGCUGCUCCAGGAAUACAAGUAUAAGCAUCAAGUCAAGGCAAAGGCUGUCAUCCACGGCAGGGGGAUUGCCUUCCAUCUCCCCUGAAAGGGAACAGGAGGGCUCAGGGUUACUGGGCUGCCAGCAUUUGAACCUCACUGGGGACUGGAUUCAGGAUGGCACAGAUUUUCAUUAAUGCCCUGAAACACUAGACACGUUUUUAGUCCCAACCUAUUUUUCAGCUUCCCUAAAAGAACCCAGUCAAGGCUCUCCCAUGCCCUGCCUGUCACUCCUUGCUCAGCCAGCACAGAAGAGGGUUUGGCCUGUUCCCCCAGCACAGGGCUGUGCUCUCUGCUGGGAGGCAGCUUUGGCUCCCCGUCACUACCUGCUUCAAGCCCAACCUGCUGUCAGUGACCCUCCAAAGCUGCAUCUCAGGCUUCUAAAGCAGUGCUGAGAACACACAGGACCGCUGGCAGCGGGGUGGAGACGCAUCAGAGCACCUGAAGGAAGACACAGGCACAUUUCUCAGAAAAGAAACACACACAGCAUAAAUCAGAUCAGGGAAGUCAUCUUCAAUGUAAGUCCUGGUGUGGACUGAGGGCUCAGGGUUGGUAAUUAAAAAAAUCCAAAAAUCCAGAUGAUACUAAGGAGAACAAACAAACAAAAAAACCAAACAAAAAACUCUAACAAACCCACCAAAACUUGAAAGUGUCUCCUGUAUUGAUCAAGAAAUCUAGUAUUGACUUAAUCCUUAAUUACCAAAUGUGGCCCCAAUAAUGCAAUUAUACAGUGAACUAUGUCCUGUUAGGACAUGUUUGAUUUCAGUAAGCUGUAAAGCUGCUAAUCUCUGCAUUAUUCCACUGAAUGCUUCAGGUUAUAAUUCAAAGAGUAAGGUUGAUCCUGAAGGUUUUUGGCAUUAUACCAAAGUUUAAGUAUGUCAGUAUGACAUGGUUUAAAAGUGCUUUAACAUAGUAUAAAAUGUUCAUCUAUAACACUUUGUUCUCAAUAAUGUCUUCUUUAUUUUCUGGGUUUUACUUAGGUGGUGGUGGUGGUUUUUUUGGUGUUUUUGUUUUUGUUUUUGUUUUUGUUUUUGUUUUUGUUUUUGGUUUGGUUUGGUUUUGUUGUUGUUGUUAUUUUGUUUAGGUUUUGGUUUUGUCUGCUUUUUUCACCCAGUCCUCUUAGAAUUGAUGCUUCAACAUUCAGGUGGGAUUUUCAAGCUCUCUGAUCCUGCAGUAUCUCAUUUCUCUGAAGUGCAGUGUUGUGAGUUCCAGGCAGGAAUUAAACAUGGUCCUUGAUGAGAAGUUGGAAUUCUGUUGCUUUCACAAAGACGGCAGUAAUUUACCCUUAGUGACAUUAUCACACGAUGGAUUUUUUGAAAGCAAUGAUAGUUUGACCUGUUUCCCCUUUGGAAAUCACCACCACCAGCUUUUUUCUUUCUUUUUUUUUUUUUUUCCUUUGGUGAUGGUGUUUGAAGUAUCUGCAGAAAGUAAGUAUACUAUAUCUGUCUAAUUCCUUAUGCCUCUGUGGUUGGCUCCAAGGAACAGCAAUUUAGAUUUUGGAGGUGUGACUUACAUUCACAGAACAUGAAAGUUUUUUCUAUAUGUCCUAUGGGCUGAUGGAAUGGCUUAUAAAUUUGUAAACUACAUACUACAUAAGGUUAGAAGUUGUCUUAAAAAAAUAACUAUGGAAAAAAUUCUCCAUGAUAUGCCUCGAAAGAUACUGGAGACAAAGUGUGAUGCCGAGUGGAAAAAUACCUUCCACCCACUCAAACAAAGCAAGUGCCAAAUGGCAGCAUUCAGAAAACACACACAGAGCAAUGCAGCAGGAUGCAACUGUACAUGUCAACAUUAAUUCUCAUGUCUGGCAUGCACGUUACAGAUUUCAAUACACAAAGCAUUGAAAAAUCCGUAGCAGAAUUGGCACACUGCCUUUAUAUGGUGCCCACGGCUUGCUGGAGACAUACAGAAACUUUUCUCCUUUUCCUUUGAGGAUGCACAGGAAUCUGGUGGUUGCUCAAAACCCUGUUGGUCUUUAAUGAUUUUUUUUCUUUUAGUUUCUGUCAUAUUUACUGAGCAAUCUUUUUGUAAAAUACAUAGAAUGUGCACUCUGCUGAGAAAGUGUCUGAGAAAAUAAAUCAGACUUUGGUGCUAAACAGAACUUGAUUUCUCUUGGCUCUUGUGCUCACCAGAGGGUUUUUCCUCAUGGGGAUUUUGUUGGAAAGGCAGCUCAGCAGCAGCGCUGUGUCUCUGCCUGAGAGGAGCUCUGCUGCUGGCCAGGGGCCCACAGAAAACAGGGACUGUUUCUCUGUUCCACCACAGCACAAGGGGCUUGGGAGCUCCUGCUUUUGCACUUUCCAAAGCAGGGAUUCCUAUUUGCCUUUGUCAGCCCCUGGAGCAGGGGAAAGGGCUGCGAACAGAGAGAAGGCGGCAGCUCUUGGACAGAGGGCUAAGAGGCUCUUGCUAUUUGGUAUCUCUGCUGGGAUGCAUCUGAGGCCAGCUCUCGCUGCCAAGUUGCAAAUGAACCCAUAAAUCUUUACAGGCUCAGAAAGCCCUUGAUGUUCUUUGCUUUUUGGUUGUUAAGACUCUUGUAGAAGAAGCUGGAAGCACUGAGAACAAUCUUCCAGGAGAUGGGCUGCUUUCCCAAGGGAGAUUUACAGAGUUGCCAAGUUCAUUUUAAGAAGGAAAAAAAAGAAUAAAAGGAAAAAAAAAUUCUCUUCCUUUCUCUACACUCAGCCUUUCCCAAAAAGGCAGAAAGCCAGAGACUCCCUCCCUUGCAAGGGCCUAGGGAAACUAUGUACAAAUAAUUCACUGAAAAACCUUGGGUCACCCCUGCAACAGCUCCUCAGCAUAAGACGGGGGAAAGAGGGUGCUCUUUGAAGUCCUGGGCACCUCCCGGCACCUCCCUCCACCUCUUCUGAAAUACAGAAAUCUCUCCUUUGCAGAACAUGGAUAGCAAGCCUACUAAUAUGGUGAGCUGAGGUACUAUAAGAAUUAAUGCCAUAAAACAGUCUAUAAAGUAGAUAAUCUUGCUGGGUAUCAAACACUUGUAUUUGCCAGUUAUUCUGAGAAGUUCUGAUAAUAGUUCCCACAAGAGCUGGCACAAUUCACAAGCAAAUGUUCGAACUAAUCACAAAAACUAAAUAGAACAUGACUUCUCUCCACCUUAAAAAGAGUUCGACUGCUAGGGAAGAACAAGGCCUGUAGCUCACCAAGCAUGACAGACCUCUGCACUCACUCAUGUAUACACAAGACUGCUGUAGGAUCUAUCUCCCAUGCACUGAUGGGACUGGGAUGCUUUGAACUCUUGAGAAAGUUUAAUAUUACAGCACCAUUAGCAUUAUUAAGAAGGUGCUAUGACUCGAAAUUGAUAGCAAAGGGAUUUCUUUAUAGUAUUUUAGCCACAUCCCUUCUCCGCCCCCAGCUGGGCUCACUGCCUUGAAGUCUUGCAGCAGGCUCAGAGGGGCUCUUUAGUGAGAAGUGCUGCUGUGCUGGCUUGGCCAAUGCAACCCAAACAGACGUGUGAGUGGAGCAGGGCAGUGAGUGAACAGGGAUUUGUGGGGACAGCACAUGUGAGGCAGGGAGCCAGAGGGUCAGGACAAGGCAGCAGGGCUGGUGGGGCUUUGAGCGCAGUCAGGAAAUGGGAUGAUGUGCACGAAUGGUGGCACCGGGAUUGUUCACCCUCACCACACUGCCAGCUCCUCCUGAGCCACCAAACUGUUUCCUUGUCUUCCCCUUCUCCUCCCAUCCUUGUUGGGCUCAGGAUUUCCAUUGCACCUGCAAUUCCCUAGUUUGGGCAUUGAAGGGAAUUACUGAUGCUACUGGUUCUAUACAGAAGAAGACAAAUGGUCAUCAGCACAACUGAUGGCAGAAGAAAAACAAAAACUAGG
Messenger RNA from Prinia subflava (tawny-flanked prinia), 6509 nucleotides. It is a transcript of the gene ZC3H12D, whose product is annotated as zinc finger CCCH-type containing 12D. Gene Ontology annotation, molecular function: mRNA binding; metal ion binding; RNA endonuclease activity. Lineage: Eukaryota; Metazoa; Chordata; Aves; Passeriformes; Cisticolidae. Gene Ontology annotation, cellular component: cytoplasmic ribonucleoprotein granule; nucleus. The record is from RefSeq and is a predicted model, not a curated record. Bases 208 to 2079 code for a protein of 623 amino acids. The transcript has 5 exons.